Messenger RNA from Fusarium falciforme, 486 nucleotides. RefSeq names its product V-type proton ATPase proteolipid subunit. Bases 1 to 486 code for a protein of 161 amino acids. The record is from RefSeq and is a predicted model, not a curated record. Gene Ontology annotation, biological process: proton transmembrane transport. The transcript has 5 exons. Gene Ontology annotation, cellular component: proton-transporting V-type ATPase, V0 domain. Gene Ontology annotation, molecular function: proton-transporting ATPase activity, rotational mechanism. NCBI's taxonomy places the organism in Eukaryota, Fungi, Ascomycota, Sordariomycetes, Hypocreales, Nectriaceae.
AUGGUCUCCGAAUACUGCCCCGUUUACUCGCCCUUCUUCGGUGCUAUGGGCUGCACCUGCGCCAUCGUCUUCACCUGCCUGGGUGCCUCCUACGGUACCGCCAAGUCUGGUGUUGGUAUCGCUGCCAUGGGUGUCCUCCGACCCGAUCUUAUCGUCAAGAACAUUGUCCCCGUCAUUAUGGCUGGUAUCAUCGGUAUCUACGGUCUCGUCGUCUCGGUUCUUAUCUCGGAUGGUCUGAAGCAGCACCUGCCCCUUUACACUAGCUUCAUUCAGUUCGGUGCUGGUCUGUCCGUCGGUCUUGCUGGUCUUGCCGCUGGUUUCGCUAUCGGUAUUGUUGGUGAUGCUGGUGUCCGAGGCACUGCUCAGCAACCCCGUCUGUUCGUCGGCAUGAUUCUGAUUCUGAUUUUCGCCGAAGUCCUGGGUCUUUACGGUCUGAUUGUCGCCCUGCUCAUGAACUCCAAGGCCAACGUCGAGGCUACCUGCUAA